AUGGGCGCUUCCUGCUGCGUAGCGGAUAUCCAUCUCCGCAAUCUCUAUGGGGAAACUGUGCUGUACGAGGCAGCCUACCAUAGCCCACUACCCGUGGUGCAGGCGCUGGUACAAGCUGGCGCGGAUCUCCAUGCCCGGAGCAAGACGGGACGGGUUAUCCACCGCGCCGCAGAAGCUGGUCGUGUAGAUACCGUGCAGUGGAUUCUGACCGAUCGCUACUUUACUAUCAAUAUGUCUGGGGCGCACGGCUGGACGCCAUUGCACUACGCUGCGCUGGCCGAUCAAAGAUCUGGCGGCCACACGGCUUUACAUUACGCUGCGCGUUCGGAGCGAAAUGAGACAGGGAAGUGGAAAGAUGAUGCUACGUUGGUCUGCGCCUUGAUCGAGUAUGGCGCGGAUGUCAAUUUGGCUGCUGAUGCGCGGUGGCCGUCAGUCAGUGGGGAGUCUCGGGAUGAAUUGCUCUUUCACGAGCAGCUAGAACUUGUCUAUCCCAUUCAUUGUGCUGUUCUCUCGAUUACGCUUAGUAGGGUCAAGGCCCUGCUAGAAGCGGGUGCUGAUAGCAAUGCGAGAACGAGUGUAUGGCAGUACUCCUCUCGACCUGGCUGCGCGGAGAGGGCAACUAGAGAUGAUUCGCUUUCUCCUUCGCAAUGGUGCUAG
This is a messenger RNA of Aspergillus lentulus, 657 nucleotides long. The record is from RefSeq and is a predicted model, not a curated record. NCBI's taxonomy places the organism in Eukaryota, Fungi, Ascomycota, Eurotiomycetes, Eurotiales, Aspergillaceae.